Messenger RNA from Gymnodraco acuticeps, 4187 nucleotides. RefSeq names its product gigaxonin (gene gan). The record is from RefSeq and is a predicted model, not a curated record. Gene Ontology annotation, biological process: cytoskeleton organization. Gene Ontology annotation, molecular function: protein binding. Lineage: Eukaryota; Metazoa; Chordata; Actinopteri; Perciformes; Bathydraconidae. The transcript has 13 exons. Bases 337 to 2148 code for a protein of 603 amino acids.
ACCAAAGUGAAAUUAAUCCAAUGAAAAACACAACAGUGUGAACCAGUGUAAACUUACAGGGCAUGAGUCUCACCGACGUGAAUGAGCAUGUUUGUCUUCCCAUGUUUGCCAGUAAGUAAGCAAACCGAAUAAGACGUUAGCUAAGUUACCUUUCAGAUGUUAAACAUGGUUUUACCAGCGACAUGAUAUGGUCUUUGACAGUCAACUGUUAUCAUCGACAUGUCGGUUGUUUUGCUACUAGCCUAGCCUUUGCUACAGUGUUAAGCCGAUAAAGUGAACAUGCAGCAGACAGACUGAAUGUGUCAGCGAGACUAACAUUCCUUGUCAAGUCUAGACAUGCCCGAUUCCUUAUCAAGUGAACCUGGUUCGAAGGUUUCGGACCCACAACAUUCCCAGAAACUCCUCAGAGUCCUCCGCCUGUUCUGGCAGGAGCAAAGUUUCCAUGAUGCGCUGCUGGUGGUGGAUGGCGAGGAGCUUCCUGUCCAGAAGAACAUCCUGGCUGCUGCCAGCCCUUAUGUCAGGACCAAGCUGAACUACAAUCCUCCAAAGGAAGAUGGGUCUACCUACAGAAUUGAGCUGCAGGGGGUCUCCAUGCCCAUCAUGAAACAAAUCCUGGACUACAUUUUCAGCGGAGAAAUCACUCUGAAUGAAGAGACCAUCCAGGACAUGGUUCAGGCGUCUGACCUACUCCUCCUGACCGACCUGAAGGACCUGUGCUGCCAGUUCCUAGAGAGCUGCAUCACUGCAGAGAACUGCCUCGGAAUCCGGCUCUUUUCUUUGCACUACUGCCUUAACCAUGUUCACUACGUCGCCACGGAGUUCCUGCAGACACAUUUUGGCGAUGUGGCCCUCACUGAGGAGUUCAGGGAGCUGCCCGCGGACCGCCUCUGUGAGGCGCUGGCCAUGGAGAAACUGAAUGUGGGCAACGAAAGGCACGUCCUGGAGGCUGUGGUGCGAUGGUUCGGACAUGACGCAGAGGAUCGCAAGGUACACAUGAAGCAAGUGAUGUCUGCAGUGUGGCAGCAGGGUCUGGAUGCAAGCUACCUGAAAGAGCAGGCCAUGGGAGAGCCGCUGAUGAGGGAGGUGAUCAGAGAGUACUGCCAGCAGGUGCUGGGCGGCGGCCCCCUGCAGGGUGAGGCUCUGCUCGCCGCCUUCAAACCCAGAGGUUACUCAGAAUGUAUUGUCAUAGCCGGAGGAGAGGAUCGCAAAACCAGGAAGCCGACCUCUGAGACGCGCUGCAUGUGUCCGCUCUACGACUCCAGCAGGCAGGCCUGGAUUACGCUGCAGCCCAUGAGCGCCCCCCGCCUGGGCCACGGGGUCGUCACUGCCGAGGGUUUCCUGUUUGCGAUCGGCGGAGCAGAUGAACACAACACAGUCCUAGACAGUGGAGAAAAAUAUGACCCUGACACCAACACCUGGAGCCCUAUACCCCCAAUGCUACAGCCGCGUCAGAACUUUGGCGUGGUGGAGCUGGACGGUCUGAUCUACGUCCUCGGAGGAGAGACCAAAGAAAGAGAGCUGACCACUGUGGAGGUGUUCGACCCUCACUGCAGUGCCUGGAAAAUGCAGACCAGUAUGACCAUGAUCCGCAAGGUGGGUUGCUACGCCUCCAUGAAUAAGAAGAUCUAUGCCAUCGGCGGGGGCUCCUACGGGAAGCUGUUUGACUCCGUUGAAUGCUACGACCCGAAAACCCUGCAGUGGACGGGCCUCUGUCCUCUGAAGGAGAGAAGGUUUGGGUCGGUGGCGUGUGGCGUUGGCAAGGAGCUCUACGUGUUUGGCGGAGUGAGAAGCAAAGAGCAAGAAAACCCAGAGCAAAGGCAGAUGAUGACCUGCAAGUCUGAGUUCUACCAUGACGAGAUGAGGAGGUGGAUGUUCCUGGAUGAUCAGACCCUGUGUAUCCAGACCAGCUCCUCCUUCGUUUAUGGCGCUGUGCCCAUCGGAGCCAGCAUCUAUGUGGUUGGAGACCUGGACACCGGAACAAGUUUCGACUACAUAAGGGAGUUUCGCCGCAGUACUGGGACGUGGCAGCGCACCAGACCCAUGUUACCCAACGAUCUCUCCAAAACAGCGUGCGCAGCCCUGCGCAUCGCCAACUGUCGACUGUUCCGCCUGCAGUGGAGCCAGGACAUGUUCCGGGUCCGAGUGUGACCCUGUGGACGCCACACUCCACUUUUGCACGCUGCUUCUGUCUACCUGCUGUACGUCUGGGUUUGGGGAUUUUAAGAACACUAAAGUAUUAUAUUGGCUAGAGUUGAGGGUUGUGACUCUCAGUUCACGGGCUUAUACGAGAAUGAGACACAGGAUAAAAGUUCAUAUUUUUUACAUCAUAGGUUUAAUGGCUUUUUUUAUAAACCUUUAAUAUUUUUUGCUUUUUACUGUGGGAAUUGCUUCAUAUUGUAAUGGACAUUCCUCAUCAGUAAUGUUAACUGGUGAACUGUUGCUUGGUGAGGGAUCAAACAACAAACAAUUAUUGAUAAACUGCUACUUAAAAUAAGUUAUAAAAGUGCUGUGUUACAAUUUGAGUUUUAGGAUGUUAUGUUUUUUAGUCUUGUAUUGUCCAUCUUUCUGGUCAAUCAUUAACAUACAUAAUCAUUUGACCUAAUAUUUGUUACAGCUGCAGUGGAGGUAUAAAUGCUAUAGUAAUAUAAAUCUUUAAGGGGAAGGCACACUUUGGUGUCGGUCCCUGACAAUCAGAGAGAACUGUGGUCUUUACAUAAAAUAACAAUGAUGUUGUGGGUUCGUUGCAUGGCACACUGUGCAAGUUGACUCUAAUAAAAUAUUGGUCGUAAUCUGUGUCAGACUACACUGUAUCACGUUUAGGACCAACUUUUUCAUUUACAUUGUAGAACUACCAUGUCAAUAUUUCAAUAAGUGCUCAAAAGUUCACAUUUGCAAGGGUAUCCAGCGUGACUUCAUGUCCUCUUGAUUUGAAGGCCAGUGGGGUGGGUGGGUCAACAAAAUGUCUGACUUUGAGACAUCAAUUAUUGAGACAUUUCCGUUUCCUGGCAACAGUCAACAUUACCAAGGAUUUAUUGUAGCAAUGACAACCGAAGGUCACCUUAACUAUGCAAUGUGGUCAUUUUGAAUCAAACCAAGAUCCCUCAGAGCAUUACUUUACAAAUACUUGUUGUCCAACAAAUGAUGUCAUUCUGCCGAUAGUGUUCAGGUCAGAAAGUUGACAAUGUUUUGUCACAUUUCUCACAAUUGUCAGUUUUGGCGCAGACGUCCCAAAAUAACAGUGUAAGGACCUUUAGUGCCAUGAUGAAUGAAUUAUGUGUGACAGUGUAGAUACACUUACUGCAGCAGAUGAUGAAGGUUGAUGGAAAAUGAAGACAUUAAUAAGUCACAAACUAAUCCCUGCAUGCGUUGUUCAGACUGGUCUUGCAUCAAUAGAAUGGAUGAAGGUGUAUUCUGAGAGACGGUGAAAUGCAAUAACAACAUUCACUGACCACAUCCUAGAAAGAUGAAUUCCACAGUUUCCACACACUAACUGAAUGUUAGCAUGUUGGAGCACAAGAGCUUGACUUUAGAUUGUAUCUUUGACCGAGCUCUCUGUGCCCAGCCUGUUCAGAAAUAGACGUUGCUCUGAGUCACUCUCUUGAGUUGCUGGAUGUGUUGCUGCCUUGCUGACCUCUGGCUUUCCAGUCAGAACAGUUUUGGCAUCCCUUGACCCCAUUUGUUCUGUGUGAGUUACAGCUGCUGCUGUCUAUCCUCCGCUCAGGGGCAGCACAUAAAGUGACACGCGCUCAGUGGAACUCGAGGACACACAUCAUAAUGUCAGAAAGGCAAUCCAACACACACAUUCGGCACAACCAGGGUGAACCAUAGCUCUAGUAGUAGAAGCAGUCUUUAAAUAGGAAGUAGUCAUUAAACGAGAUGAUCAUUCACAAUUACUUUAUAUUCAAGUUUACCAACACCUCGAUACUAAUGAUGAAAUAAAUAUUGUUUGGAGUGUUUUACAUACGUUAAAACAUCAUUUGGAUCAGAAUCUCAAUACUGUCAAUAAGCCAUUACAGCAAAAACGUUGUUUUGAUCAUAAUGUUCAGCUGAUCAACAAGCAAAAGGAAUUAUUUCAAUAUUGUGUAAGAUAUGGGAAUGUAAGUAUUGCCCCUGUGUUAAACCCAAGUGUAAAAAUGUCAGAAACAGGAAGGCUCUCUGACAGCAGCUGAAAUAAAGUUGUUCCUGAA